AUGGCAGCUCUCCAGACGGAUCGCAAGCCUACCGAGGACGAGAUGGAGCUGUCACAGCUCAUAUGGAGUGCUUCAGAGUCGGAAUGUAUCUGGCCAGAGCUAUGCUCGAGGCCCGUCCGAGGUUUUUUUGACUUUCUCAGCCCACCGUUGUUCGAGCAGACAGUCGGCGGCUACUUUGCGGAUACCGUGAGGAAACAUGGAGAUAGAACUGCGGUUAUUUCGAGACACCAGGGCCAGAGGGUGACAUAUGCAGAAUUGGAUCAAAGGAGCAACUCCCUGGCUCGUGGAUUGGCAUCUACAGGCGUCAGGAAGGGCGAUAGAGUGGCCGUGUCCCUGGGGAACGGGCUGGAAUAUGCGAUUACGACGUAUGCUCUGUUCAAACUAGGAGCAGUUCUGGUUCCUCUUAAUCCAUCGUUCAACUUCAACCAGGUGGCCUCCGCCCUCAGCCAUCUAGAAGCUUCUCACUUGAUCAUAAGUACGGAAGUCAACCUACCUCGAAGGGACCCUCAGUCGAACAUUCCCUUGCUGCAAGAGAUUAUUCCCAAUCUCCAGUCCGCCAAGCUCGAGUCUACCAUCGGAUCCCUCAAACAGGUCGUCCUAGUCCAGAACGACGGCGGCCGAAUUGAUACAUCUGCUCUAAAAUGCAUCACACCGUAUACGUCAAUAUAUUCCGAGCUCCCCCAGGAUAUGAAGGCUUUGCCUGACCAGGGCCUUUCUCCAAACGACGUUGUGAAUAUUCAGUUCACGUCCGGGACAACAUCUAUGCCCAAGGCAGCAUGUCUAAGCCAUCGAUCAAUAUUGAACAAUGGGGUGCAGAUAGGCGAUAGAAUGCUGCUCACGCCCCAGGAUAUCGUAUGCUGUCCUCCACCGCUCUUCCACUGCUUCGGAUGUAUACUUGGGUAUAUGGCAACAGCCACUCACGGAUCAGCCAUCGUCUUCCCUGCCGAAUCCUUCAACGCAAUAGCAACCUUGAAGGCCGUACAGGAAGAGAAGUGCACGGCACUCUAUGGCGUCCCGACGAUGUUCAUCGAGGAGCUCGACCUCAUUGCAGACGGCGUCGUACCGUAUGAAGGAUUCCAGUAUUUGCGCACUGGCAUUGCCGCCGGCAGCAGCGUGCCAUCCGAACUGAUGAAGAAGCUACACAAGACGCUCAAUCUAACCGAGCUGACGAUAUGUUACGGUAUGACGGAGACGAGCCCCGUCUCGACGAUGACUGCAACGGACGACCCGAUUGAGAAACGGCUGAACACUGUAGGUAAGUUACUUCCACAUGUCGAAGCCAAAGUGGUCGACCCUCUAGAUUACAGCCAAAUACUCCCUCUGGGCGAGCAAGGGGAGCUGGCUGUCAGCGGAUAUCAUGUCAUGAAGGAAUACUGGGAUGCACCCGAGAAGACUGCCGCGGUGAUGGUGCCAGACUCAGAGGGAAAAGUUUGGAUGCAUACCGGUGACGAAGCUUCAAUGUCCGUCGACGGAUACAUCACCAUCACCGGGCGUAUCAAGGACUUGAUCAUCCGUGGGGGUGAAAACAUCCACCCUCUGGAGGUUGAAAAUUGCCUUCUUGCUCACCCCGGCGUGUCCAACGUAUCCGUCGUAGGGGUCCCCGACGAGCGCUACGGAGAAGCCGUUGCCGCGUUCGUGGUCGCACACGCAGAAGGAGAGGAGGGCAGGGUGACAACUGAAGAGAUCAAGAGCUGGGUCCGCACAAAGCUGAGCCAUCAUCUAGGUAAGUCGAGCGUCGCAGAGUCGAGCUAUCCCAUCUGCACCUGCACCACCCAUCGUUAUCCCCAUCCCGAUCCCGGACAUCUUCCUUGA
Nannizzia gypsea CBS 118893 is the source of this 1812-nucleotide messenger RNA. Its product is annotated as short-chain-fatty-acid-CoA ligase. The transcript has 6 exons. The record is from RefSeq and is a predicted model, not a curated record. Gene Ontology annotation, biological process: fatty acid metabolic process. Gene Ontology annotation, molecular function: medium-chain fatty acid-CoA ligase activity. Bases 1 to 1812 code for a protein of 603 amino acids. Lineage: Eukaryota; Fungi; Ascomycota; Eurotiomycetes; Onygenales; Arthrodermataceae.